UUUAGACAAAAAUCGGGUUGCCUUGGUUUGUCCUCGUUGCUUUAAAGUGGAUAAGAACUUGACAACUCAUCUACGGAGGACGUCUAUGAGAUUUAGCUCAUUGGAAGAGAUCCGUGAAGUUGCACAUACUGCUCGGCGUCGCUUGUGGGACAUUGCAGAGAAGGCUACCAUAUUUGAUUACCAUGAGAUCCAGAAGCUUACCUCCCCUGCUGUAUUCUAUGCCUUUUUGGAAAGUAAAGGUUUUUACAUAGUGAACAAACCCGGGAAACUGCUGAACCUAUAACAACACCAUCAACUUCUGCUGCUGUUUCAGCCCCAGAUCAAGAAGAACAGGCUCCAGAAACAGGAGCAACUUAUCCACUGUCCUGUCUGUUAAGACGUGAACCUAUGGAGGAAACUACCAUGCUAAGCUUGGUAACUACAGAAGUGGUGCCUCCUGAACUUGCCGUAGAAAACUCUGAACUGAAAUUCCCACCAGAAACAGACCUUUCCCAUGCUGUUCAGGCUGCAUCAGUUUUAGGAGAAACAUCCAUUUGUUUAGAAGAGGAGCAAGGAGCAGCAGAAAAUAUGGAAAUCAUAAAGCAUCAACACAUGGACAUUGACAGCCCAGAGGAAGAUCAAGGCUUAGAGAGGGCUGUGAAAAUGAAUUGGACUUCAGAAACAAGGCUGAAAAUGAAGGAAGCUGGAUUGUACAAUCGGCAUCCGUCGUCGGCCUCACUCCUGAAAGCAUUCACAAAUUUUCUGACAUGUAUAUUGGGUGUCACUAGGUACAAACAGGAGGUGGAAAACGUGGCUAGGUUCCUUUAUUUUAUGAACCCACAAGAUGCUAACUUGGCAUUUGUGAAAGACAUCCAAAGGACCAAUGAGUUUUUCUUGAAACUGCAAAAGAUUGUCUCGCACCAGACAAUGUUCAGCUAUUUGAAGCAUCUGAGGCGAUUCGUAAACUUCCAGAUUGACAACACCAACUUGUUCUCAACUGAUCUUUUCAUGCACAAUGCCUGCAACAACUUUAUCAAAGCCACCGAUGCCCUUCAAAAAAGGCUCAGUAAGGAAAUAUCCCGGGAAGUUGUCAAGAAAAGGUACGAUUCCUUGACCCAUACAAUGAAAACACCGGAAGAAUGCCGCAAGCUAUUGUCCACAGCAAAAGGCACAUUUUUGACAGCCCUGGAUGCUGCUAAAAAGGAUGAGAUCGAUGAUCAUGUUAAAUUUGAGAUUGUACAUUACCUUCAGGCGUUGCUGGUUCUGAAAUACUUGCAGAGACCAGGGGUUGUACAGAACAUGAAAAUAAGUACAUAUUGACAUAAGGACUUUGGUAAAAUGUUAGAGUAGAUGAUUCUCCAAAAUAACUCUUACUCCUAGAUCACUGAAUAAAAAUAGAAUUCACCACAGAUACGCCAGUGGUAAUACACAGAUACGUUUAACUGUCAUUGGUGUAGCAGAGCACAAGACAACAACACAAGUGGCUGCUUUCGCCUUGACAGAAGAGGAAGAAAAGUGGUUCGACGUGUAUUCUCACAUAAGACCGAGACUGGUGCGUGACAACUCCCCCCACAGACAUCUUUUUCUUAUCAUCAACUGGGAAGAAACUUCAUAGUGUUUCAAAUGACCUGUGGCGAUACCACCAAAGGUACAACAUUCCAAAUGUGUGCGAGACAUUUACUGUGUCACAAUACACAGACUCCGAGAGGCAUCUGUUUGCUAAGUAUUUGGCACAUACUAAUGCGACAGCAGAGAGGAACUACCGGGAGGUGCAAGCAGCAGCAGGUGCAAGCAGCAGUCAUGAGAGUCAAGCAGGCACCUCAAGAAGCGUAGAAGCCCCAACUGCAGUUGAAAAACCUCCCACACCAUCUUUCGAAAGUGGACGUAAUCCAGUGGAAAACCAGCAGGAAGUCUAAAGUCGACCAUGCACACCACCACAACCUUCGGAAGAUGAAAGUGACCAUGAGGACCCAGAGUACCACCAACAGGAAGUCGAGUAUUGCCCCUUGCAAUGCCUCCUUCCCAGCUCUCUUUCUACUCUUUCUGUGUGCUCUAUAAAAUUUAUUUUUGUUUACAUUCUUUUUGUAGAAGUGAGGAAACAUGCAUAUCUUCACAAACUGAAUCAGACCCAGAGGACUACCAACAGGAAGUUGAUAGUGAUGAACCAUGCACACCCCGCUUAAGAAGAUGUACAGAGGCUUUUGAAAUGAAAGCUGCAACCAAUCACGCCCCAUUCAAGAUGCAAAAGACAGAGAAACACACCAACAGGAGCAUGUCAGUUAUAUCUCUCAUUUGUCAUUUUACUCCAUCCUAUUUCUCAUCCUCUUCUUACUUUGUGGCUUUUCCUUUUUCACUCUCUCUCACUUACCCUCCGGACAUUCCCCUUUGUCUCUGUCUGUGUUAUCAUUGUGUGAACACAAUAACAUAAAACAGUCCACUUAAAUAUUUCUACAUUGUUGUUAAAGAACUGAAGAACGUCAGAUGUCCAAGCCACAAACAAGAAGAUGUCCAGAAACACACCAACAGGAAAACAACUACGUCAUAUCUCUCCGCUGCCAUUUAACUCCUUCCUAUUUCUCCUCUUUAUUUCUCUAGGUCUCUAACUUUUCUUCCACUCAUGUGACUUUUCUACUGUCUCUUUAACUUGCUGUUCAGCUAUACCCGUUUGUGUCUCUGUCUGUAACUCUGGGUUACAUUCGAAAGUGAACUUAACCCAGUGGACAACCAGGAAGUCCAGUAUAUCUCCCCCUGCAAUCUCUUUGUCUCAUCUCUCUUUCUAUGUGGUGAUUCUCUCUGUAGCUCUGCAUUCCUUGUUUUUCUGUCUUGCCGUCUAAAAUAUGGUUUUGUUUUCUUCACUCUUUCUAUAGAAGUAAAUCAUGCAUACCACCACCACCUUUGGAAAAUGAAAGUGACCAAGCUCUU
This is a messenger RNA of Xenopus laevis (African clawed frog), 2901 nucleotides long. RefSeq lists its product as uncharacterized. Bases 388 to 1299 code for a protein of 303 amino acids. The record is from RefSeq and is a predicted model, not a curated record. Lineage: Eukaryota; Metazoa; Chordata; Amphibia; Anura; Pipidae. The transcript has 12 exons.